AUGGCAGAGGAGAUAGAUUUUAACGAGGAGGAGCGAUCUGAGUGUAAAGAUGGUAAGAACAGCAAAUCCCUGACCAGAAGUGACCUGGAUAAGAUGAACCUGAGAGAUCCCAAAACUUUGGCCGAAAUUGCCAAGAAAUUCACGAGAAAGAAGGUCAACAGUCCGACCGAGAGAACAGUUAAAUGCACUGACCCGGAUUGUUCGAAGAUGUUUAAGGAUCAUAUCGGAUUACGGAAACAUCUGUUAUCUCACGCCCCUAAAGUGCACGUGUGCGCGGAGUGUGGUAAGGCGUUCAAGGAGAGUUCUAAGCUGAAGCGACAUGCUCUGGUCCACACUGGAGAAAAGCCCUUUCAGUGCUCGUUCGAGGGAUGCGGCAAGAGAUUUUCCCUAGACUUCAACCUGCGGACCCACGUUAGGAUUCACACAGGGGACCGGCCCUAUCACUGUCCCUUUGACUUUUGCAGCAAACGCUUUGCCCAGUCCACCAACCUGAAGGCCCACAUUCUGACCCAUGCUAAACACAAACCAUCCUAUUUUUUUGUCUUUAACGAGUUUAUAAUUUCAGAGAUAGAUUUUAACGAGGAGGAGCGAUCUGAGUGUAAAGAUGGUAAGAACAGCAAAUCCCUGACCAGAAGUGACCUGGAUAAGAUGAACCUGAGAGAUCCCAAAACUUUGGCCGAAAUUGCCAAGAAAUUCACGAGAAAGAAGGUCAACAGUCCGACCGAGAGAACAGUUAAAUGCACUGACCCGGAUUGUUCGAAGAUGUUUAAGGAUCAUAUCGGAUUACGGAAACAUCUGUUAUCUCACGCCCCUAAAGUGCACGUGUGCGCGGAGUGUGGUAAGGCGUUCAAGGAGAGUUCUAAGCUCAAGCGACAUGCUCUGGUCCACACUGGAGAAAAACCCUUUCAGUGCUCGUUCGAGGGAUGCGGCAAGAGAUUUUCCCUAGACUUCAACCUGCGGACCCACGUCAGGAUUCACACAGGGGACCGGCCCUAUCACUGUCCCUUUGACUUUUGCAGCAAACGCUUUGCCCAGUCCACCAACCUGAAGGCCCACAUUCUGACCCAUGCUAAACACAAACCAUCCUAGCCAUUAUCCAUCCGGAGACUAUUUAUCAACUUUCUGUAGCGCUGUAGCGCAUUACCAAGUCAGCGUUUAUUCUGCACAAUGGAAGCAACAAGAUCUGAUCAUGAUUAUGGCCAUUCCAAUGAUUUAGAUAUCAUUCUUGAUCUUAGUUCCACCAGUAUGGUCAAUAAUAGGGCUGGUCACAUGAUGUUGUGUGCAGUGCUUGCAUACUGUAAAUACGUGAACAAUACCAUUUAGUGUAAAUUUACAUUUUUCUUUCCAUGAAUAUACUUGGUUUUUUGAUGAAGCAUUGCGGCAGUUUCUUUUAAGCUUAAAGAUUUACAAUUUUUCCAAUUAAAAUUGAAUAUUAUCCUAUAUUAGUUAUGAAAAUGAACACAGUUAGGGUAACUAUAACUCAUAUUUAUAAGUUAUCUGAUUUUAUGAAUACAUGUCGAACUGUAGUAUUGUAGGUUGUACUGCCACUGGGUACAUAUACACACUAGUACAUUUAUUUGAGUUUACCUCCAAUGGGAAAAAGAAGCCGUGUUUGUAAGUUAGAUCUUGUUUUUGGUUUCUUUCAAGAAUGUUUUUGUGAAAUAUUGAAAUCUUACUCAUCGGCCUCAGAAAGACUUUUAAGAAAAUUGUAAAAUUUGAACGAUUGGUAAAAUUAGGAUGAAUUUAUCAAGUGUAUUACUAAUAACCAUCCAAUAUUCGAAACAAAUUGAAAAUUCUUAUUAAAUUACCGUCAAGAAAUGUAAUAAUAAUAAGUUCAGACAAUUACAUUAUUUUACAGUUCAAAAGACGUUACCAGUAUCUAAGUCUAUUAUUUCGCUGGGGACUCGCAUGAAGGCAUCAUCACAUGCAACGUCCAUUUUAGGGUCGAUGAGAUUUGUUGUUUUUUGUCAUGUUGCUAUAUAAGAAGUGUUUACUGUAUUUGUUGUCAUUCAACUUCACUCAACUAUUUGUAUUAUUAUAGUCAGUUGCAUGUCGAUAGAUAGUUUCAAGGUCA
Bolinopsis microptera is the source of this 2074-nucleotide messenger RNA. RefSeq names its product zinc finger protein 43-like. NCBI's taxonomy places the organism in Eukaryota, Metazoa, Ctenophora, Tentaculata, Lobata, Bolinopsidae. The transcript is spliced from 11 exons. Bases 1 to 1089 code for a protein of 362 amino acids. Gene Ontology annotation, cellular component: PcG protein complex; transcription regulator complex; chromatin. The record is from RefSeq and is a predicted model, not a curated record. Gene Ontology annotation, biological process: regulation of transcription by RNA polymerase II. Gene Ontology annotation, molecular function: DNA-binding transcription factor activity, RNA polymerase II-specific; RNA polymerase II cis-regulatory region sequence-specific DNA binding.